UCCACGGAUAGAGAUUUGGCUGGAGAAACUCAAACAAGUCCUAUAUGAUGCAGAAGAUGUGGUGGAUGAGUUUGAGUGUGAAGCUUUGCGAAGGAAAGUGGUCAAGUCUGGGAACACCACUCGAAAGUUGGCUAAGAUUGUAAGAUCUAAGACAAGAACCACUGCAACAAACCAGCAAAACACUGAUCAAAACAGGGACCCAAAUCUCCAUGGAUUCAUACAACAACGCAACAAAGGACCACUGCGUCAACCCAAAUGCUGUCCAAAUGCAAACUCAAAUGCUUCUUUGCUUGAAGAAUCCAUGGAUGCCUUAUAAAUUAAGAUCUCAUUUGUAUUAUUCUUUUGGCAUCUAAAUUAUUGAACAAGCUCAUCAAAUUAUAGCGGAGAAGGUGAAAAGAAUCUUUAUUAAAGACAGACAUAACAGGACUUGGAAUUUUCCUUUUUCCUAAAGUGAGGUUCUCACAUAGAUCUCUAUUAAAAGAAGCCAUUGGAAAUUAUCAUUUCAUCAUUUCUUCUCUGCCUAAUCCAAACGCCAAAAAUCAAUGGCCGACUCUUUUCUCCUCAGCAUUGCAGAAAGUGUUAUUGGGAAGUUGGGCUCUCUUGCUCUUGAAGAAUUCUUCUUGGCGUGGGGACUUGAAAGUGAUCUUGAAAAGAUCAAGGAGAACUUGAAGGUCAUCAAAGCCGUGCUUUUGGAUGCAGAGCAGCAGCUGUCACUGAAUCCACGGAUAGAGAUUUGGCUGGAGAAACUGAAACAAGUCCUAUAUGAUGCAGAAGAUGUGGUGGAUGAGUUUGAGUGUGAAGCUUUGCGAAGGAAAGUGGUCAAGUCUGGGAACACCACUCCAAAGGUACGCCGAUUCUUUUCUAGCUCUAAUCCACUUGCGUUCCGAUUUAGAAUGGGACAUAAACUCAAGCAGAUUAGAGAGAGGGUAGAUGAAAUCGCAGCUCUUAAGUCCAAAUUUGGUCUUACUGAGCGAAUUUUUGAUAAGCCUGUCAUUCAUAGGGAGAGGGAGAUGACCCACUCCUUUGUAGAUGCAUCUGAUGUCAUUGGGAGGGAUCAAGCUAGAGAUAACAUUAUUGAAAUGUUGCAACAUGUUGAUGGUGAAAAUGUCUCCAUUAUUUCAAUUGUUGGAAUUGGAGGUCUUGGGAAGACCACACUUGCUAAGUUGGUGUAUAAUGAUCCAAGGGUAGCUACUCAUUUUGAGUUGACAUUAUGGGUUUGUGUUUCAGAUGUCUUUGAAUUAGACAAGGUGAUUAUUAAAAUUCUUACUUGUGCAGAUCCCGGGAAAAAAUGUAUGGAUAUGGGUAUAGAGCAGCUGCAAAGAUCCUUGCGAGAAGCUUUGAAUGAAAGAAAAUAUUUACUCAUCCUAGAUGAUGUGUGGAGUGAGGACCCUAGAAAAUGGCUUGAACUGAAAACUUUGUUAAUGGGAGGUGCUAAUGGAAGUAAAAUUGUAGUCACCACUCGUAGCAAUCGUGUUGCUGAAAUCAUGGGCACAGUCUCUCCCCAAAAUAUGAGUCUUCUUCCACAUCGAGAUUGUUUGUCUUUGUUCUUUAAAUGUGCAUUUAAAGAAUAUGAAGUAAAACAAAAUCCAAAUUUGACAACAAUUGGGGAAGAAAUAGUGAGAAAAUGCAAAGGAGUUCCGCUAGCAGUCAUAACUUUAGGGUCGUUGCUCUACUCUGUAACUGAUGAACGUGAGUGGGAAUUGAUAAGAGAUAGUGAGAUAUGGGAAUUAAAGCAGAAGGAAAAUGAUAUUUUGCCAGCUUUAAGAUUGAGCUAUGAACAUUUGCCAUCUUACUUAAAAAGAUGCUUUGCAUAUUGUUCAAUUUUUCCCAAGGAUUAUAAAUUGAACGAGAUUGAAUUGGUUUAUUUGUGGAUGGCAAAUGGACUUGUUCAAUCUUCCAAUGAGAAUCAAGAGUUAGAAGAUGUUGGCUUUCGCUACUUUAAAGAGUUGUGUUCUAGGUGUUUCUUCCAAGAUUUUUCUGAAUAUUAUGGUAUUGUUAGGUGUAAAAUGCAUGAUCUAAUACAUGAUCUAGCAUUAUCCAUUACACAAAAUGAAUGCUCAAUGUUUCUCGACAGCACUCAACAGAUUGCCAAGAGUAUUCGACAUGUAUCUUUUCCCCAUCCUGAAUCACUUCCGAAAGAUGUUCCUAAAUCCUUACAAAACUUGGAAUGCAUGCGGACCAUUUGCUUUAUGAAUGAAAGAGGAGAGGGAAUAAGCAUUGAAAUGUUCAUUAAGACAUGUUGCUCAAGAUUUCAGUACUUGAGAGUCUUGGAUUUGAGUGAUUCAAGCUUUGAGGAGCUGCCAGCAAGUAUAGGCAAUUUGAAGCAUUUGAAAUAUCUUAAUUUAUGGAUGAACUCUAACAUCAAAAGACUCCCUAAUUCAAUAUGUAAGUUACAAAGCUUGCAGACUCUACUUCUCUGUGGAUGUUGGAAUCUUCAAGAGUUGCCCAAAGAUAUAAGGUGCAUGAUUAACCUCAGAUUUCUUUGUAUUACUACACAGCAAAUGUAUUUUCCAACGGGUGGAAUAGGUUGCCUGAAGUCUCUUCGAUUUCUUUCGGUUACUGGAUGUUCCAAUCUGGAAAAUUUGUUUGAAGACAUGCAAGGUCUCAAAAAACUUCGAAGACUGGUCAUUUCUGAUUGUAGAAGAUUGAUCUCUUUGCCACAAAGUAUAAAAUGCCUAACAACAUUAGAUACUCUUUGUAUUGCUCGUUGUGAAAACCUGGAAUUGAGAAUGGAGGAAGGAGAAGAAACGCAAUUCAGCCUCCAAAGAUUAGAGUUAGGAAGGUUGCCAAAAAUUGUGGACUUUCCGGAAUGGCUUAUUCGAGGAUCUACCAAUAGUUUAAAAGUGUUGAAAGUUGAAGGAUGCAACAACCUUAGAGAAUUGCCAAAUUGCCUACAGAACAUGGCGUCACAUCCAGAGGUUCAAAUCAUACGAUGUCCGAAGCUAAACAAUAAUCCUUACAAAAAGCAGGUGAGAGUUAAUAUAUAGAACUAUGAUUCAAAAUAUCUUCUAACUGUUUGUAUUAUACUUUAUUUUUAAUCCAAGUGGAUAAGUACUAUGUUUCCUUAAGUUCAAAAAGUGUUUUUAAAUUCACUUUCAUGAAUGUUUUAAUUUAUAAAGUCUGCCACUUUUUUAUUUUAUUUUUGUUAUGGAAACUUCAUUAAUUCACUUUUUUUUAGAAUAUUUGAUUGUAUUAUAAUUAUAGUCAAAUAAUGUUACAAUUUAGAUUAUCUUCAAAAAAAAAAUUUAAGGAUAAUGUUAUAAUUUUAUCAUAUAGCAAUUUAAAUUAUGUUUU
Messenger RNA from Manihot esculenta (cassava), 3294 nucleotides. RefSeq names its product putative disease resistance protein RGA1. The transcript is spliced from 2 exons. Gene Ontology annotation, biological process: defense response to other organism. The record is from RefSeq and is a predicted model, not a curated record. Gene Ontology annotation, molecular function: ADP binding; protein binding. NCBI's taxonomy places the organism in Eukaryota, Viridiplantae, Streptophyta, Magnoliopsida, Malpighiales, Euphorbiaceae. Bases 543 to 2987 code for a protein of 814 amino acids.